CUUUUCCCCCCACCGCUGCAGGUCACAGUUCGAGAGUAAAACCAGCUUUAGCCAGGGGAAAACUGGGGUCCGGAGUACGCCCAGUCAUCAUACAUUUGUCGGCGACUACGGGCGCCGAUCACACUGGUUGCCUUGCCAAGGACGGUUGACCUUGCGGAUUGGUCCCCGCUGCCCAUAGCCCAGCGCGCCUUUUCUUCCCAAACUCCCAUUUUCUUCUUCUCCUUCAACGCCUGGUGGGGCGAGAGCAGCAAGAGAAAACACCGUUGAGAGACCGCUUAUUCUCAGAAAUGGAUCCCCCGCAAAGCCCCCGGAGUCCGACCUCCCCAACGAGUCCGACAAGCCUCGACUUGAAGCGGACAGAUACACUCAUGCAUAGAGGAUUCAGCAUGGCCGAUCCGGUUGCCGCGCGGCGCCGCCCUGGCGCCAGCUUCGUCAACGCCGUGCUCGCCACAGCGCUCUUCCGCUGCUGGCACAUCCUCAUCUUCUUUGCCGCUUGGGCGACCCUGAUCACCGUGCUGAACCACAACGGGUACGGAAUAUGGAUCGAGUCAACGCUGCUUACUGUCAUCGGUACCGUCCUCGGUUUCAUCAUCUCCUACCGCACCACGUCUUCGUUCGAGCGGUACAACGAGGGUCGCCGUCUAUGGUCGCAGAUCAUCUUCGCCAACCGUACCUUCGCGCGUACUAUCUGGUUCCAUGUUCCUAACCCGGAGACCACAGAGGAGCGAGCCCGUAUGAUGAUCGAGAAGAAGACGGUCAUCAACCUCCUCGAGGCCUACGCCGUCGCGGUCAAGCACUACCUCCGAGGCGAAGAUGGCAUAUUCUACACGGACCUGUACUACCUCGUCAAGUUUCUUCCUGCAUAUGCACUGCCCUCCGGCAUUGCGUCAGACCCGGACCUCACGGGCAUCCAGCACUCGGAGAGCACCGGUGCCCAGCAGACGCGCCCCCGUGGCUCGUCUUCAGCGUCUGCCACCCAGGGCUUCCGUCGUCCGUCCAAUGCGUCCAGCUCGCGCGCUCGCGUCCCGCACCGAGGCCCGGGCCUCCCGACGCCCGUUACGCAGCCGGCGGCUCCCAAGCGCACGCUGACCGCCGUGCUCGAGAACAUCGGCUUCGGCGGCGAGAAGUACUCGGACUCGGAAUUCAAGGACAAGGACUCUAAGAAGGACGUCAAGCUCAAGAGCAAGAAGGACAAAAAGGACAAAAAGAGCGACGACGAACCGGAGCGGGCGAAUGUGCUCAAGCCGUCGGACGAGGAGUACCUCUUCCCGGCGAGCAUGCCGCCCAAGUUCUACAUCCUCGACCUCUUCCUCUUCUCGCUGCUGGUCAAGUGUCUCACGGAACGCGGGCGUUCGCUGAAGGGCAAGAAGGCCGCGAAGCUCCGGGCGAAGAUGAUCAACAGCACCGUGUCGCACAACUUGCCGCUGGAGCUCUCUUUGUACUUGAGCUCCUACAUUUCCGCGCUGCAGGUUCGCAAGGCUAUCGACGUUCCGACGAUCAACACCAUGAUCGCGGCUCUCAACCAGCUCGUCGAUAGUUUGACCGGUCUCGAGCGUAUUUUGACGACGCCGAUCCCCUUUUCGUACUCCAUCCAUCUAUGGGUCGUGCUAAUUCUGUACUGCUUGGCUUUGCCCAUCCAGAUUUGGCACUACCUGACAUGGGUUACGAUCCCGGCGACCAUCAUUAUCACGUUCAUCUUCUUCGGCUUCCUCGUCGCUGGCGAGGAGAUAGAAAAUCCGUUCGGGUACGACAAGAAUGACCUCAACCUGGACCACUUUACCUCAAAUAUCAUCCGUAAUGAGCUGCGCGCAAUAACCGCGUCGCCGCCGCCGGACCCCGCUCACUGGGCGUUUGUCCCUCAAAAUGACCUGCUGUUCACUAUGAACACGAACGAGCGCGUCACGCCCGACGAGUGGCUCCGGCGCGGGUUCAAGCAGAUGCAGCACGCCCUGCACAACUAGUGUGCUAGGCGCGCGCUGCCCCCUAUGUUCUCCUCUCAUCUGCUUCUUUCUUCUGUUGUGGCCAUUCCUCUCGUAUCCUCAUACGCACCCCAUUCGCGCGCACCUCUCGCCGCGCCCACGAUUGCGUUUUCUGUCUCCUCUCUAUUUCUGUCAUCUGUUCCCCCUCAUCACACUGUAACACCACCUCCAUCUUGGGCUUUGUGGACUCACUGGCUUCCUUGGUUGUACUCUCUCUGCUGUUGUGCACUCACUCUGUUCAUCUGCAUGCACCGGACACUGGAUUAUCCAUCUC
Messenger RNA from Schizophyllum commune H4-8, 2253 nucleotides. Its product is annotated as UPF0187-domain-containing protein. Lineage: Eukaryota; Fungi; Basidiomycota; Agaricomycetes; Agaricales; Schizophyllaceae. Bases 288 to 1961 code for a protein of 557 amino acids. Gene Ontology annotation, molecular function: chloride channel activity. The transcript is spliced from 12 exons. The record is from RefSeq and is a predicted model, not a curated record.